AGAGGAGGAGCUCCGCCACACGCUCCUCCGCGUAAACGGGAGGCUGUUAGACGCACUUGGAUUACCGGGCAGUCAACUGUCACCGCUCAUAACGGCUCCACACACCGGCGCUCACCGACACUGCGCGCGCCCCGCCGGUCGUUAAUUCAUCUCAUAAAAGACACUCAAACAUGGGCAAAGCUGCAGCACUAGGCGAAUUUGAUUGAUUUUAUUGUUUUUUUUUAAUCUCCCUGGAUGAAAGAAAAGUUGUUUCUUUCUUUACAGUUAUUUAUUUAUUUUUUUGUGACACUGAAUUAAAUAAGAGCGCAGUCGCACAGAGUCUCAGAGGACGGACAACACCGGGCUUCAUUAAACCUCUGCGUCUGGUUUUCGGGACUGCAGUUUCUUUAAAUCUCCUCAAGUAAGAUUUUCCUGUGAGAAGAAGAUAUGACGUUAGCAGGUUCCCUUUGGAUACUUUGGUUUCUGCUGGUGUACAGGACGGCAGCAGGCACCGAGCCAAUCCCAGACCCAUCAGUCAGAUCCGGACAGAGCAGAACAGAGGGACAAAAUGAACAGGCAACCAGUCCGGGUCAAUACAAAUGUCUGCAGCUGUCCAACAAAGACCACGGACGAAACAGAUCUGGCGUGUUCUGUGGACACAUGUGGGACGGUGCGUUGUGCUGGCGCAAAACACCAGCUGGAACAUCUGUAACACAGAACUGUCCGGAUCAUCCUGAACUGGACCCAAGUGAAAAAACAACCAAAUACUGUGAUGAAUCAGGUCAGUGGGUGGAGACUGGGUCCACUUGUCAACCAGCUUCAAAGGACAUAUUAAAGGAAGUCCCCCAGUUUUUAGCAGAUGCUGCUGGAGAGCCUGCCACAGAGGCCACCACGGCGAACCCAGAAGAGGGCGAAGAUCUGAGAAAGAUAAUGGAGGAGAACAAAAACAAAUGCCUCAAGAAAAUGAAACAAGAUCCACCUUAUAACAAAGCAGGGCUGUACUGCAGUCGUGAAUGGGACGGAUGGCUGUGCUGGGACGAUACUCCAGCUGGAACCCACGCCUCCCAAACCUGCCCGGACUAUUACUUCGACUUAGAGCCCACUGAAAAGGCAACUAAGUACUGUUCGGAGGAAGGAGAGUGGUUUCGCCAUCCCAAGUCCAACGGAACAUGGACAAACUAUACACACUGUGCAUCCUCGCAAGAGACGAAAACAGAGAAUCUCAAAAUACUUGAGAAUGAAUACAAAUGCCGACUGAAAAUGAACCAGGACCCGCCUUACAACAAAUCAGGGCUGUACUGCAGUCGUAACUGGGAUGGCUGGUUGUGCUGGGAUGACACUCCAGCCAGGACCUACGCCUCCCAGAGCUGCCCACGUUAUUACUUUGACUUAGAGCCAACAGAAAAGGCCACCAAGUACUGUGGAGAAGACGGACAAUGGUUUGUGCAUCCAAACAGCAGCACCACUUGGACCAAUUACACACUUUGUGGCAUCAACUUUAAAGACAAACUGAGGGCAGCUGCCCAGCUCUCCGGAGACAUCGAGGUGGAGUCGGCCGAGGCCACGGUCAGCCCUAUGGUCAUCCACAAAGAGGAUGACGCUGUGAGAAAGAGAAUCCUGGACAAUCAGUACAAAUGCUUUGAGAAAAUUAACCGAGACCCGCCUUACAACAAAUCAGGGCUUUACUGCAGUCGGAACUGGGACGGAUGGAUGUGCUGGGACGAUACUCCUGCUGGAACUUUAACCACCCAAAACUGCCCCAAUUACUUUGCUGACUUUGACCCAACAGAAAAGGCACUUAAGUACUGUGGGGAGGACGGGCAGUGGUUCCGUCACCCAGAUAACAACAGGACGUGGUCCAAUUACACACGCUGCAACGCAAACACCAACGCGAAGCUGAAGUCAGCAUACAUCCUGUUUUACAUGGCCAUUGUGGGUCAUGCUCUGUCCAUCGCCUCCCUGCUCAUCUCUCUGGCCAUCUUCUUCUACUUCAGGAGUCUGAGCUGCCAAAGGAUCACGCUCCACAAAAACCUCUUCUGCUCCUAUGUGCUGAAUUCUGCCCUCACCAUCAUGUACCUGGCGGGGGUGGUCAACGACCCCGAACUGGUGAGAAGAAACCCGGUGGGCUGUAAGGUGUUGCACUUCUUCCACAUGUACAUGUUUGGCUGUACCUAUUUCUGGAUGCUCUGCGAGGGCAUCUAUCUGCAUACGCUCAUCGUGGUGGCCGUGUUCGCAGAGGAACAGCAUCUGCACUGGUACUACCUCCUGGGCUGGGGGUUUCCUUUAGUGCCUGCAUCCAUCCAUGCCGUGGCGAGGAAGACGUACUUCGAUGACAACUGUUGGAUGAGUGCAGAGACCCAACUGCUCUACGCCAUCCACGGUCCUAUAGUGGCAGCGCUACUUGUGAAUCUCUUCUUUUUGCUCAACAUUAUAAGAGUGUUGGUGACCAAGCUGAGAGACACCCAUCGUGCUGAGUCCAACAUGUACAUGAAGGCGGUCAGAGCCACCCUGAUCCUGGUGCCUCUGCUGGGAAUACAGUUUGUCAUUCUUCCAUGGAGACCUGAGAACCGGCUGGCUGGAGAGGUCUAUGAAUACGUAAUGCACGUACUUAUGCACUACCAGGGUUUACUGGUAGCAACAAUAUUUUGCUUCUUCAAUGGAGAGGUGCAGGCAGCUCUGAAGAGACAGUGGAUGCAGUAUAAGAUGCAGUGGGGUCAGAGGAGAAAGGACCACUGCUCCAUGCGCUCCACGUCCUACACGGCCACGUCCAUCACAGAGGUCCCGGCCUUCAUGUACCACCACGACUGUAACAGCGAACACUUAAACGGACGCCACACGGACGACUCCGAACUGGUGGCGCUAAAAACAGGAGAGACGUACGCCUGAGCCGAGGAGGAUAAAGACGAAAAGCAACGGAGACGCGUCACGAGAAAAGACUCUGAAGCUGCUUUUCCCGCCAUAUCUCAGUGAUUAAACCUCAGAGGCGAACGCAGAACGAUAAUACGGGUCUGGAAAGAAAGAGCUCAUUGACAGAGAGACGGAUUAAGUGCAAGACGGACACUUUAUUGUACUUAAUGUUGCUGUUGCAGCUUCUUUACAAGAACGAUGAUGAUGUUAAGGAUGAAACGAGAGAUGAUUCCUUAAAGCUGCUAAACUGAGUGACGGAGGCUUGUGAUGAUGUAGACCAGGGGUGUCAAACUCAGUUUAGUUCAGGGGCCACAUUCAGCCCAGUAUGAUCUGAAGUGGGCUG
Sphaeramia orbicularis (orbiculate cardinalfish) is the source of this 3229-nucleotide messenger RNA. It is a transcript of the gene calcr, whose product is annotated as calcitonin receptor. The record is from RefSeq and is a predicted model, not a curated record. Gene Ontology annotation, molecular function: calcitonin receptor activity. The coding region runs from base 427 to 2865 and encodes 812 amino acids. Gene Ontology annotation, biological process: positive regulation of cytosolic calcium ion concentration; cell surface receptor signaling pathway; adenylate cyclase-activating G protein-coupled receptor signaling pathway. Gene Ontology annotation, cellular component: axon; plasma membrane. NCBI's taxonomy places the organism in Eukaryota, Metazoa, Chordata, Actinopteri, Kurtiformes, Apogonidae. The transcript has 22 exons.